AUGGCGUCCACAAUCGCCGCAGUGGCUUUACUUGCCGCGCUCGUCCAAGCACAAGGCAACUACAGCCACUCAGCUACUCCCACCAUCACUCCUGGAGGCUCUUAUUCCACCACAACAUUCAACUAUAGCGCCGCCAGCACGUAUCUCCCCCUUACCGAUUUCUCAAACGAGCAGUUACAGUUCCUGUGGGACCAAGUCGGGCCGCUCGAGACUGCUACCAUCACUACCACCGUCUCUCCUACCCCCGAGCCGUCCGAGUAUCCUAAGCCUAACUUUAUUCACCCGCUCGUCCCGGCUUAUGUACCUGAGGUCGCAGAUGCGAAGUUGCCGGAUGAUUUCCUUUGGGGUGUGGCAUCUGCUGCUUUUCAGGUCGAGGGGGCGGCUGAUGCGGAGGGGAAGGGGCCGUCUGUCUGGGAUCUGAUCCCUCACCGCUGGGUUAACUCUAUCGUGGACAAUACCACUGGCGACAUCGCGGCCAACGAGUACUACCUUUACAAGAAAGACAAUGCUCGUCUCAAGGCCCUCGGCAUUCAAUCGUACAGUUUCAGUACGGCUUGGGCGAGGUUCUUUCCCUAUGGUCGUGGACCCGUGAAUCAGCAGGCUGUGGCUCAUUAUGAUGAUUUGUUUGCCGAUCUCGAAGCAAACGGCAUCAAGGCUGUUACAACCCUGUUCCAUUGGGAUACGCCGCUUGCUUUGUUCAACAGCUAUGGUGCCUGGACCAGCCAGGAGAUCGUCGCUGAUUUUGUCAACUAUGCCAAGUUUGUAAUUGAGCGCUAUGAUAAGCAUGUUACGGCUUGGAUCACCUUCAAGCCAUCGCAAGUGGGACAAGCUGAACAAAAUGUCAGCGAGCCACAGUACUGCAACUGGCGCUUCUCAAACUACCCCUUUGGCAGCAUCUUGCCCUCAUACAACGGCAUUGGCAAAGGCGGUCUCCGUGCCCAAUACCUCUGUGGCCACUAUACCCUCCUCGCCCAUGCCGAGGUCUACAAAUGGUACAAGAACGAGUAUAAGGGAACCAAGCCCAUGACUUUCAAGAACUCGGCCAACUACAUCAUCGCCAAUAGCAGCUCAGCUGCAGACCAAGAAGCUGUGGGGAGGGUUAAUGACUAUAACAUGGGCUGGUACGGUGGCGUUUGGAGAGAUGGCGAUUACCCUGCUACCUUGAAAGAUACCUUGGGAGACCUCCUGCCUACUUAUACCCAAGCACAGAAGGACCUGAUCAAGGGCGCCGCGGAUUUCUAUGCCAUCGAUGCUUAUACGACACUCUACGCCGCCGCCCCACCAAACGGCAUCGCAGCCUGCGUAGCCAACCGCACCGACCCACACUACCCCCAAUGCGCCACCACUUCCCAACUCCAACCCAACGGCUUCCCUGCCGGUCCCGCCGCCGACGCCGGCGCCACCUGGCUCUACAGCACCCCCGGCGGCGUCCGCCCAUUCCUCUCCUUCAUCACGAAAGAGUACUUCCCUGCUGCCAAGUCUAUCAUGGUGACAGAGUUUGGAUUUGCCGACCCGGCGGAGGGUGCGUUCAGUACACUUGAGCAGAUCCUGUGGGAUCUGAGACGGGCGGAUUAUUUCCAGGGGUUCUUGGAUGAGAUUUUGGCGGCGAGGGUGUUGGAUGGGGUUAAUGUUACUGGGAUCUUUGCUUGGGCGAUUUAUGAUAAUUUCGAGUGGAAUAGUGGCCUGGGCACGAAGUUUGGGCUUCAGUAUGUCAAUCUGACAUCUUAUGAGCGCUACCCGAAGGCUAGUAUGUUUCAGUUUUUGAAUUGGUUUAAGAGUCAUGGGGCGGAGACGACUGCUACUGCUAAUGUCACCACGCCGAUUGGGAAGAGAAUGCCGGCGAUGCAGAGAAUGGUGUGA
Messenger RNA from Recurvomyces mirabilis, 1860 nucleotides. RefSeq lists its product as uncharacterized. Gene Ontology annotation, biological process: carbohydrate metabolic process. Lineage: Eukaryota; Fungi; Ascomycota; Dothideomycetes; Mycosphaerellales; Teratosphaeriaceae. The transcript has 6 exons. The record is from RefSeq and is a predicted model, not a curated record. Gene Ontology annotation, molecular function: beta-glucosidase activity. The coding region runs from base 1 to 1860 and encodes 619 amino acids.